Molecule: messenger RNA, 2878 nt
Organism: Amphimedon queenslandica
Lineage: Eukaryota; Metazoa; Porifera; Demospongiae; Haplosclerida; Niphatidae
Exons: 17
Coding region: 23-2773 (916 amino acids)
Molecular function (GO): protein binding
Source: RefSeq, a predicted model, not a curated record
CAACAAAACUUAACGAGGCAGCAUGUCUAGCAUAAGCAGCUUCCUGGGCUCAAAGUCCUUUUUGGAGUCCAGCACCCUCAGCUCGGACAUAUUUGGGACAGAUGCGAGCCUAAGGAUGAGUCUGGAAGUCAAACAGUACAUAAAGAAGAUUAGCAAUUGGUACAAAGGCUGGCAUAGAUGGCAAAGGAGGAUUGUGAUAUGUCGCAUGGUGGAGCAUUGUUCUACGCCUCAUCUCCAGAUCCUCUCUACUUCACUGGAGCCAGUCCUCCAUCUUGACUUUGCCAACUCUCUCAACCCGCUAAUGGCUGCACUACAUCAGGAGGGCUCUCAUUUAUUCAAGAUCCAGCGAGCAGCAGUCAUUAGGGACUCAGCUGACGUAAAGAAACAGCGGCCCAAGCCUCCAAUACAGGAAAAGACUAAAGAGAUGAUAAUGGGCAGCUCUCGUAAAAUGGCACUCUCUCGCUUGACUCCAAAGAAAGAGAAGCCAGCUCCGCCUCAUGUGAAAGCAGGAGAGGCCAUGUUCAAUAAAGAAAUGAACUCAACUGGUGCAAGAAAAGUUAAAGAAAAACAGCAGACCCAGGUCUUCUUUCCAGCCCUUCCUCUCUCGCACACGAAACACAAGCCCUCGCCUGCUUCGUCUGAUAAAGGGCAUCACUUUACUUCUCUUCCUCCGAUAGAGAGAAAGUUUAACUCGGUACCAAACAUUACUGUAGUUAAUUCGAGACAUGGAGGGAAAAUAAAACCAGCUAGACAUCAUCCACGGGCUAUCACUCUUCAGCACACCAAAGACUUGAGCUCACAGCAAGAGCACUGGAUAUAUCAGAAGAAGAGGCUGGAAGCAUUCAAACUCCAACUCAACAUGAUAUCUGAGUGGAUGACUGAGAGUGGCCAUCAAGAUAUCUCUUAUUUGCUGUUGGAGCUGAUCAAAUUGUGCGAUGAGGAGUUGCUUGGUUACUUGGUCCAAUGUGUUUAUCAGAAACUUCAAGCACACAUUGGUCUUAACAGCUUCCCUGAUCACAUCCUGCUCAAAAUAUUCUCUUUCCUAGAUGCUCCUAAUCUCUGCAAAUGUGCCCUGGUAUGUCAUAGAUGGUAUAAUCUUACCAGCAAGCAGGAGCUAUGGAGAGGUCAAGUUGCUGCACUAGGCUAUAGGGAGAAUAUUGGUAACCUGGUGAGAUCCAUUGAAGCUGUCAGAAACUAUAUUGAUGGCUCUACUCCGAGGCCACGCGUUGUGAUAGACUGGAAGAGAGCUUAUAGGGAUCUCCUGAAACUAAUGUCAAGAAUCAAAACAAUAGUUAUCAAUAAAACAAUGGCAGUACUUGAGCAAGAAAAGGAAAAGAAGGAAGAGAUGAUAUUAAGGAGUCUCACUCCAGCUCAGCUGAGGGCUACAAUGACGCUACGAGAAAUGCUUGAAAUCGCUCGCUUUGCUAGCGGAGUAAGUGGGAAGUCGUCCCGGGAAAUCUUGCUCUCUGCUCCAGAGAGCACCAUCACUCAGUGGAGGAGGGAAAAGAGGGAGAGACUAGAGAUGGAGGCAAAAUUGAGUUUUUCAGCCAUUGUGGCAGGAAAUAAGUCUAUAGAGAGCAGCGCAACAGAUAAAGAUAUUCGUGUAACGUGUACUACAACUACCUUAAGUGAUGAAUCCUAUUACUAUGAUACUUAUGAUCCUGGCAAGAUGUCGCCAGUAUUGACACAAAGAAACUCUAAGAAGAAGAUCCCACUCAAUGUCAUACCACUGGUUGAGUGUGCAACAGACAUAAGACCUACUGUCCCUUCCCUGCCUAAUCCUGACGGGAUUGAGAGCCUCAUACUAGCUGGUUAUCUCUCCCCAAAGGACAGGCCAAGGCCUGGACGAGUAAAAGGACUCUCCUUUGUGGAUAGAAUAGCUCCUCUGGGUACAUCAGUAUUGUGUGUCCAAUGUGAUGAGAGGAAGAUAGUUGCUGGCUGUGCUGAUAGGCUCAUUAGGAUCUAUGAUAUUAGGAGUGGUCGCUUUGUAGCUUUACUGGAAGGACAUACUGGUAGUGUCCAGUGUGUACAAUUUGAUGAGAAUAAGAUAGUCUCUGGCUCGUGGGACACAAACUGCAUUGUUUGGGAUGCUAUUCAUUUCGUGGCAUUAAAGACAUUAGGAGGUCAUACGGACUGUGUCUCGUGUCUUCAGUUUCAUGAAACUAUACUUGUGACUGGUUCUCAUGAUCAAACAUUGAAGAUUUGGGACACGCCUUCCUGGCUGUGUUUAAGGACAAUCUCAAAUGCCCACUCACAACCAAUUACUUGUUUAUUUUUCAAUGGACUCACAAUAAUUAGUGGAUCAGAAGACAGCAAUGUAAAUUUCUGGAAUGUCCAUACAGCUGAGAAUCUCGGUUCCCUAGAGCACUAUAAUGGAGUCACGUCUUUGAAACUCUCAAAGCUUCUCUUGGUGACUGCUUGCAUUGAUGGAAUGAUAUAUUUAUGGAACGUCACUACUCAUGGACUGCUCAUGCAGUGGAGUCUAGAGUCUGACAUCAUAAUUGUUGAUAUUUGCGUUGACAGAGGGAAAGUAUAUGCUGCUGCCAGUGAUGGAGUGAUUCAUGAAUGGGAUAUAGCUACAGGUGCUUGUGUCAGAAUGUUAAAAGGACACUGUAGACCAUUGACAGCAUUAUGGGUUGGAAAUUAUAAAAUUGUCAGUGCUGCUGAAGAUCAAAGCCUUUGUGUCUGGCAACCAGAGAAACCGCCUGUUCAAGGGGAAGAGGGAAUUGAGAAAUUCUAUUCAUUUGUUCCAGUAAAAACUGUCAUGUUGUAAGAGACGAUUCUUGUACAUUAUGACUAAUUAUUGUCAAUUCAUCAAUUUAAAUUAUUGCAAUUAAAUUAUAUAAUACUGUGAUCUUUGAUUAAUGAUUAAUUUAAA